AUGACAUUCAGGCUUGUUAUGCUGGGUCUCUGUGUUUCAGGCCAGGUGAUACAGGAGAACCCUGAUAUCUACAACAGCUGCGCUGAAGGUUACUUUCUUUUCAGACACCAGUGUCGCAGGCAUUGCCCCCAGAGCACCUAUGAAGACUUGGGCAGGGGUGUGUGUCUCUCCUGUCCAGCACCAUGCACAGAUUGCAGGAGUAACACACUCUGCCUUGCCUGUCAGCCCGGUUACUUCCUCAAUGGAGGUGAUUGUGUUAAACAGUGCCCACAGCAAACCUUCAGUGACUCCAGUGGGUGGCGAUGUCAGACCUGCCACAGCUCAUGCCAGACAUGCCACGGACCUCAUUCAACAGACUGUGAUGUUUGUCUUGGUGGAAACCCUCCUCUACAUGGCCAGUGCCCUCUGCUCAACUGCCCACUGGGACAGUACUUUGAUGGUAAAUAUGGUGAAUGUCACGCCUGUGAUUCAUCCUGUAAGACCUGCUUUGGCCCCCAAGCACUGGAUUGUUCUUCUUGUUUCAAAGGAUACUUCCUGGACCAGGACAGUUCUUGUGUAGUGAAAUGUACAUCUGGCUCCUACGCAAACUCUGCCACUCAGUUGUGUGAGGACUGCUCGCCAAACUGUGACACCUGCAUGGACACGAGUGAUAACUGCAUCAGCUGUUCAAAAAGCAGCUAUAAACUUUUUCUCCACCAGGGGCGGUGUUGGUCGAAUUGCCCAGAAGGUUUCUUUGAGACAGCAGAGGGGUCAUGUGAAGCCUGUGAUAGCUCCUGUCUGACAUGUGAUGGCACCAAGUCUCAGUGUCUAUCCUGUGCUAAUGGCCACUACCUAGAGAGUGGUAUGUGUAGACUCAACUGUUCACUGCGGACAUACCCUGCAGAUGAUGGUACCUGCAGACGCUGCCCUCCCCACUGUGACGUUUGCUCAGAUGACAGGACCUGUUUCAGUACUCCCUCUGAAGUCACCCAGAAACAGCUAAUGGAGCGGGCUGCUGCAGCUCCAGGACCAUAA
Messenger RNA from Micropterus dolomieu (smallmouth bass), 1014 nucleotides. Its product is annotated as proprotein convertase subtilisin/kexin type 5-like. The coding region runs from base 1 to 1014 and encodes 337 amino acids. The record is from RefSeq and is a predicted model, not a curated record. Lineage: Eukaryota; Metazoa; Chordata; Actinopteri; Centrarchiformes; Centrarchidae. The transcript is spliced from 8 exons.